Macroventuria anomochaeta is the source of this 1181-nucleotide messenger RNA. RefSeq lists its product as uncharacterized. The coding region runs from base 200 to 1081 and encodes 293 amino acids. The record is from RefSeq and is a predicted model, not a curated record. Gene Ontology annotation, biological process: regulation of DNA-templated transcription; DNA repair. The transcript has 2 exons. NCBI's taxonomy places the organism in Eukaryota, Fungi, Ascomycota, Dothideomycetes, Pleosporales, Didymellaceae. Gene Ontology annotation, molecular function: methyltransferase activity; DNA-binding transcription factor activity; sequence-specific DNA binding.
CUCCCUACUUAGCGAUUCCUAAAAAGCUCGUUUUGUGCUCGAUUCUUUGUUCUUCCUGAGUCGAUCGUUGUGUUGUGUGUUCCUGCAACGCCAGUAGCCAGGCUCAUUGAGUGCCCCACUUUUGAAUCGAAGGCCGAUUUCGCGUGUGGUUUAACCUAAUUUUCGGAGUUGACAUAUACUAUCUGUGGCGAGACCGUAAAUGUCUUACACAACAGAUGCUCAACGUUGGCGAGCGUUGGCGACUCGUGAUCCCAACGCCAACGGGCAUUUCUUCUAUUCAGUCAAAUCAACGCAGAUAUACUGCAGACCAACUUGUCCUGCAAGACUUGCGCGACGAGCAAAUAUAAGCUUCCAGAAGACCAUUGCGGAAGCAGAAGCGUUGGGCUUUAGGGCAUGCAAGCGAUGUAGGCCGAACGUCGAAAACGAAGAUCCACAGGACAAAGCUGUCGCGAAGGCAAUGGGCUUUAUUGAAGAGGCGGCAAGAAAGGGCGAAGCGAAGACCUUAAAACUGCAUGAUCUCGCGAAGAAAGUCGGUCUUACUCCGAGAUACUUCCACAAAAUCUUCAAAAACAAGACUGGCACGACACCACGAGAGUACACGAACAUAGUCGCGGCGCAACAUAGUAGCUCGAGUCUCACAUUGGGGUCCGAGGCGAACCCAUCACAAGUGAAAUCCUUUGACUGGGACACGUUCGAUAUCUCUGAACUAGCAGAAUACCAGUUCGACUCGAAUGCAAUAUUAGACGACGACUUCAUGGCGAAGGCAGCAGAGAUCUCACCUGCAGGGACUGGUGAGACCUCAUCAUUGCAGACCUGGGUUGUAGGACCACCCGAAUGUGAUAACUCAGACACCGAUUCCACACUGUCGCUUGAGCAGCUGUCAAACUUUAGCGGAUUGGAUCCUACUAUCAUCGACUUUGGACAGUAUCAGAGUACGAAAAUAAUGCCCGUGGAUCCGGCUUUCGACUUCGAUCUAAAUAUGGCCAUGUUGCUCCACGAUGAUAUAGCGAGUGCUGGCUUUGUACUGGACAUGGCACAAGAUUGGUCCGGAUCAAAUAUUCCAAUUGCACCAGGUCCCUGAGCUGACCGCGUAUCGGCAAUGUAGAUGUCGUGUGUUAUGGUCGCAGCGAAGAGCGCCCAGGCUCGGUAUAACGUUGGCACAGAUUCGGUGUUAAACGGAG